Messenger RNA from Heterotrigona itama, 2276 nucleotides. The record is from the annotation of a GenBank genome assembly. Lineage: Eukaryota; Metazoa; Arthropoda; Insecta; Hymenoptera; Apidae.
AUGAUUUAUCAAAUUGCACGUUUGUCGUGUUUACAAAAGAGAAACGAUAUUAGUAUUUAAUUUAUAAUUACCGGCACGCAAGAAGCGUAUCUCCGUUUAAUUAAAAUCGUGGCUGCACUCAGAUUAAUAUUGCGUGGGAGGGCUAAACUCGUUGUGCAACCGCGAACCGCAGAAACUGCGUGUAGAAUGCAUAACCGAGAUAUACAGCUGUGUGCCAAAAACGUUCGCCGAAUCCCUCUAAUGUUUAAAACAUUUCAUAUAAUUCGUCUUUGAAGAAGAUAUUAUCGGCACAAUAUUGUAAAUUGUAAUUUCCACAACUUUUUCCUUCGAGAUAGCGAUGGCUAUUUUUAAUUUUAGAAAUAGCACAAUUUCCAACUUAUCUGUCAGAAACAGUGUACAGAGAGGGAGAGAUUGUUGAAAAUACACGGAUGAGCCGCUCUUGUGCGUAUUUGUGCGUAAUUAAGCUUGUCACGCAGGUAGCUUUCAGCGAAAUUAACUUCACAGCCGGCUGCAGAUAUUAACAAAUGGAAUCGUAAAAUGUAAAUACAAGCAGCACCUGCGGCACAAUCACGAAAACCAGACCGAAUCGCUUCGUCAUGCGGAUAGCCGAUAGGAGGUUGGGAACACAACGAAUGAUAUAUUUGGUUAGAGUGUAGGGGUUGAAUUACGGCUAGCUCGCGGGAUCUGUAUCCGUCGUUGGGUCUCGAAAGCGAUUUAUCGGUGAAAAUUCAAUAUCUGAUUGCAUCGUCUUGGUUAAAUAAUUCAUACGUAGGAAUUUCGUAGACUGGGCGCAGCUUCAUAUUCUGAGCCGAUUUCGACUUUUAAAUUCUCUCCCUUAUGAAUUUCGAUCAUUCGACUAGAAAAUUUCUCCAUAAAUUUUAUAUUCUGCGUUUUGUCUUUAUGACUUUAUGACAAGAGGAAGUUCUUUGCUUAACUAAUGAGCCUCUAACGCUAACGGACCUUGCAUUCAUUUUCUUUUUUACUUACAGACUUAACUGACAGAGGAACAAAAAAAUUCGGCGACGACUGCGUGGAAGAUCGUGAAUGCGGUUUCAGUGGUUCUUACUGCGAACCAAAGAAGAGCAAAUGCGCGUGCAGGGAGGAAUUCGAGGCGACGAAUCAUAUCGACAAAUGUGGCCACCUCUCCACUGAAGUUCAACUGGAACGAGGGAUGAACGAAAGCAUACUUUUGUCAGGAUUAAAGCACUAUGGCUGUUAAUCCACUCUCCUAAUUGCGAGCCUGUGGCCAAUAUAUCGAGGGCAGUGCGGCGAAUAAUCAGUCGAUUAGAUUCGCCACAUUAACCUCUGGAUCUACACUGUCCUCCACAAAUAUGCUAACAAGCAAAUAAAUCCUUCUUACAUCCGUGAACGAUCGCUAUUGAUUCCCGGACGCAUUUCAAUCUAAUCGAACUUGAAUACACAAAUUGGAUAAUGCUGAUUUUAUAAAGUGACCGCACGAUGAUGGACAGCUGCUUAGAAAUAAUAAUAGGGCAUCAGGUCAUCGACUGACACAUCGACAAUAGACAAUAGUCUCACAGACAAUAGUCGAAACACGUCACGUUUAUAAUCUGUCUAUGAACUAAGAGUUAAAAGAGGAAAAACGAUCGACUUUAUUCGCGCUUUAAUUUACAAGUUUAUAUCGUUUAAUAUGUAUCUAUAGAUAUGGAAGGAAAGUAGGAUAAAGUAAUCUAGCUCAAGUUUCAAACGGCUGGAUCGAAGUCUGACUGGGAAUCUAAGGCAAAUCGACGAAUGAUUACUUUAACAAACUUUCUUCUUUCGGUACAAAAUAGGAAUAAUAACAAGGGGAAAGGAGGUGUUGAAAUAUUUGUACAAAUAGGUAAAAUUAUACACGGAAGUUUUAGCUUUUAAUGACUUGUAUAUUGGAUAUGUGUCAGUUACGAUAAAAGGCAAAAAAACCGUGAGAAGUUAAACUACUUCUUCGGCUCCGAAGUUAGCAAAAUAGCUUGUCAUACCAUUCAAAGCAAAUACGUUUUUGAGCAUUACCAGCACAUCGAGAAAGUUUCGACAACCUCCUCCAGCCACUCAUUUUUGAUACAUGUAUAUUUGCUUUUGUUCCCUUUUAAAUUCUGCAUAUCAGUGGCUUGCUAGAAGAACGAUGCAGUGAAGAAAAGGAAAGCAAACUUUUUUAAAAGCUACUCUACAAUAAAACGACUGAGAUAACAUCGAUCAUUUGGAAAUGAUAAAUUUUUCUCUUUUUGUCCCAAAAUUAAAAAUUCUUUAAAUAUUCUAUAAGCAUUAAAAAAAAAAAAAAAAAA